Melozone crissalis (California towhee) is the source of this 2477-nucleotide messenger RNA. It is a transcript of the gene SERPINE3, whose product is annotated as serpin family E member 3. The record is from RefSeq and is a predicted model, not a curated record. Gene Ontology annotation, biological process: negative regulation of endopeptidase activity. Bases 1 to 1428 code for a protein of 475 amino acids. The transcript has 8 exons. Gene Ontology annotation, molecular function: serine-type endopeptidase inhibitor activity. Lineage: Eukaryota; Metazoa; Chordata; Aves; Passeriformes; Passerellidae.
AUGCAGUCUCAUGACUUAGUCCUUGCUCCACUACCUAUUAAAGAAGGAGACAAGACCUUCAUAGGCAGCUUCCAUUCAGGCACCCAGAAGGACACAGAAAGGCAAGACAAUUUAACAGAGCUAACUGUAUUAGCUGGUGGAGACUGCUCCCAGCUCAUCUUCAUGUUGCCCAUUUUAUUCUCUGCAUUCAUCCUGUCUGCUUGCUGCACAGCCAAGGGAAGCUGCAUCUCCUAUGAUGAGCUGAGAGAGCUGAAGACUGAAUUUGCCAUGAGUCUCUACCGGCAGGUGUCUGAAGCAGAGAACAGGACCAAUCUCGUAGUCUCUCCAGCAAGUGUGGCUGUUUCUUUGGAGCUGCUGCAGUUUGGAGCUCAAGGAAAUACCUUUACAGAGCUGCAAGAUGUCCUAGGAUACAGCAUUCAUGAUCAAAGCGUGCAGGAUUUCAUGCACACGGUGGAUGAAGCAGAGACUGACCCCAGCCAAGGCACAGUGGUCCAGCUGGGAUGUUCCCUCCUUGUGGAUGCAGGCGUGCAGCUCUUGCCUGACUUUGCCGAGCGUGCCACGCGCUGGGCCAACAGCAGCCUGCUCCAAACCAACCUCACCGACUGCAACACCACCCAUACACAGGAGUGGAUCACCACUGACCUUGCAGAUGGGGAUAUACAUGGGAUGGCACCGGAGAGUGCUGGGUCAUCGCUCAGCCAGGUCACCCUGGUGAGCACCCUGUACUUCAGAAGCGCGUGGCAAAAGAAGUUUUCCUUCAUGGAUUCCCAGAUGUUGCCUUUUACAACGCCAGAGGGCUCGACCCUGAAAGUGCCUACCAUGCACCACACAGCUGAAGUUAACUAUGGCCAGUUCCAGACUGCAGCUCUGGAGGCUUUCAGCGUGGUCGAGUUACCCUACCUGGGAGAGAAACUCAGCAUGUUCCUAGUGCUUCCCAGCCACAAAAGAACACCUUUGUCCCAGAUUGAGUCUCACCUUUCUGCCAAAACCAUAACCCUCUGGGCCAACAGCUUGAAGAGAACAAAGAUGGACAUUUUUCUGCCUAGGUUCAGUAUUCAAAGCCUUUUUGACCUAAAGACAGUUCUUUCUGCCUUGGGAAUUAGAGAUGCAUUUGAUCCCAUCACUGCUAAUUUUAAAGGCAUUUCAGAGCAAGAUAGUCUUUAUAUUUCAGAAGCUAUCCAUAAAGCAGAGAUUGAAGUAACAGAAGAUGGUACAAAGGCAUCAGGAUCUACAGCAAUGGUCUUACUGAAAAGAUCUCGAACACCUAUUUUCAAAGCAGACCGACCUUUCACAUUCUUCCUGAGACAAGCUAAUACAGGUAUGCAUGCUCUGCCUUUCAGGAGCAGAAUCCCAGCUACCAGCUACACAGGUAGCACUGAAAUCAAUACAAAUAGCAUGCCAUUCCUCAGUCCAGGAAACUUCAAAUAACCACAGAAACAGUGGGACUGGGGUUUUAAAGCAUAGAUUUUCAUUUCCUUAAAAAGAAUGUAUAACAGUCAUAGAAGUCUAGGAAGCCAGAUUAGCCUCUUCUUUGGACAGGCAGUAUGUGCUGAAAAAAUUUCCAUCAAAAUUAUAGGCACUAGAGAGAUCUCACAGAUGCUGAACAUUCCAGCAUCAGAAACUGAUCUCUACAGAGCAAUUCAAGUUACAUACGAGCUGGACCAGCUGCAUUAACAUCCCAAGUAGUUAAAAUAAAAACCUUUCCCUAUAAAGGAAACUUAUACUGAUAGCAAACAGACUUCUGCCAAAAAAUGUCUUUGCAACUGUUAACUCUUUUCUUGCAAAUGACCUCCCCUAGCACCCAAACAAAAACCACCCAAAAACCCAAACAGAACUGCAGAGCACGUCUUAGAGUGAAGCAUCACAGUGCUCCUUUAACUUCAGUAGUGGAUUAUAAGUCUCAUUUCAGACAUCCAAUCACAUUAAGUUACUCCAGAAUGUCUGCCAAAAUAAAACACCCUAUAGCUUGUUGCCAAUAAUAAAGAACUCCAUUAUUCACCAUUUAGCAGGUAUUUGCCACUCUGAAGCAUCAGGCCAAUAUCCAACAACUCUUACCAUUCUAAAUAAUGCAGUAAUUUUGCACCUGAAGUAUUUUCCUACAAAUCAUUCAAACCACCACAUUUCUCUCAUAACUGGGGUCACAGUCAUUUGGACCUUCAAGGAACAUACAGAUAUUUAUAGGGUUCAGUAAAACAUUGGGGCCUAGCACAAAGACAGAAAUAAUUUCCCUUAUCUGCUUCCAAGCAACACACACUGUUCUCUUAGUCAGUGAAUACCUGUGUAACAUUUUGUUCUAAAAACCCAUAUCAUUAAUUUUGACCACAGUGCAAGCACACAAAGAGAAAAUUACUGCCUUGGUUGGAAUUUUGUUUUAAAUAUGCUUUGGCAAUCACUACCAGUCAAUGAAUAAAAGUAUUUUACUUGGCAAAUAGAGAAUUUUAAAAUAAAAAGGCAUUAAUAAGCUCACCUGUGAAACA